This is a messenger RNA of Ostrinia nubilalis (European corn borer), 7260 nucleotides long. Its product is annotated as 5-oxoprolinase. The transcript has 29 exons. The record is from RefSeq and is a predicted model, not a curated record. NCBI's taxonomy places the organism in Eukaryota, Metazoa, Arthropoda, Insecta, Lepidoptera, Crambidae. Bases 185 to 4060 code for a protein of 1291 amino acids. Gene Ontology annotation, cellular component: cytosol. Gene Ontology annotation, molecular function: 5-oxoprolinase (ATP-hydrolyzing) activity. Gene Ontology annotation, biological process: glutathione metabolic process.
UUGUAAAUGUUUGGUCUCUUUUUGUCACGUUGCAUUGCAGUAUAUUUGCUUGCUCGUCUAGCAAUAUUUUGAUUUCUUGAUUCGUGACUUUGUUUUGGAAGUAAACUUUGCCAAAAUUACAAACUUUAUUUUGUAGUUUUCGUCUAUCUUCAAUCUCAAUCAAAUCUGUUUUAAGGUCACAACCAUGAGUCCACCAAAAGGUUUCCAGUUCGCUAUAGACCGAGGAGGCACGUUUACGGACGUGUAUGCUCGGUGUCCAAGCGGCAAGGUGCGGGUCAUGAAACUGCUGUCGGUGGACCCACAGAACUAUGAUGAUGCUCCGAGGGAGGCUAUUAGGAGGAUACUUCAGGAGGAAACAGGCAACGCAUUAGACAAAGACGGCAAAGUCAACACGUCCCUGAUAGAGUCAAUCCGUAUGGGCACCACCGUGGCUACCAACGCAUUACUGGAGAGGAAAGGAGCCAACAUGGCGCUAGUCAUCAAUAAAGGGUUCAAGGACCUACUGUUCAUCGGCAACCAGGCCAGGCCGCAUAUAUUUCAGUUGGACAUCAAAAGACCAAGCGUCCUAUACACCGAGGUCGUCGAAGUGGACUGCAGAGUCAUACCAGCUCUAGAAGACCGCUGUAAAAUGGACAAACCUGCACAAUGGCGUAAAGUCACAGGGACAACUGGAGAGAAGAUGCUGGUAGUCAAAGACCUGGAUGAGGAAGCUGUGAGGAAUGAUCUGCAGAGGCUGAGAGCGAAAGGGAUAGAGAGUAUUGCUGUUGUGCUCGCACAUAGCUACACUUAUCAUGACCAUGAAGUGAGGAUUGGGAAGAUUGCGAGCGAUAUGGGAUUCACCCAAGUGUCCCUCUCACACGCCAUAACCUCCAUGGUGCGUCUUGUUCCGAGGGGACACACGGCGAGUGCGGACGCGUACCUCACGCCUCACAUCAAGGAGUACCUGCGAGGGUUCUCACAGGGCUUCUCUGGGCGCCUGGAGGGAGCUAACGUGUUGUUUAUGCAGAGUGACGGAGGGCUGACUCCUAUGAAUCUGUUUAAUGGUUCUCGAGCCAUUCUUUCGGGGCCCGCGGGUGGUGUGGUUGGGUACGCUAUGACGUCAUACCAGAAAGAGACGGGCUUGCCAGUCAUAGGUUUCGACAUGGGCGGUACAUCUACAGACGUGUCGCGGUAUGCAGGCUCUUUGGAACACGUACACGAGGCCACUACAGCCGGCGUUACUAUACAGGCCCCGCAGCUGGAUAUCAACACAGUGGCUGCAGGCGGUGGAUCAAUGCUUUUCUUUAGGUCGGGGCUCUUCGUUGCGGGGCCCGAGUCCGCAGGGGCCGAGCCGGGGCCCGCCUGCUACAGGAAAGGAGGGCCCCUGACUGUCACUGACGCUAACCUGUUGCUUGGCCGCUUGCUCCCCGAAUACUUUCCGAAAAUAUUUGGGCGCAACGAGAACGAGCCUCUAGACAAAGAUGCGACCGUUGCAGCCUUCAAAAAGAUGACCAAUGACAUCAAUGGUUUCCUGAAAGAAGAUGGAGGCAAACAGAUGAGCAUGGAAGAAGUAGCCAUGGGCUUCAUCAAUGUUGCCAACGAAGCUAUGUGCCGACCGAUCAGAGCCCUAACCACGGCUCGAGGGCACGACGCGUCGCAACACGCGCUGGCAUGCUUCGGCGGCGCGGGCGGUCAACACGCGUGCGCCGUGGCUCGACAGCUGGGGAUAGCCACUGUGCUGAUACAUAAAUACGCAGGUAUACUAUCAGCGUAUGGCAUGGCAUUAGCCCACGUAGUUCACGAGGCCCAACAGCCGUACGCGGCGGUGUACUGUCGCGACAGCUUCCAGCAGAUCGACACCCAGUUAGAUGUAUUGGCGGCUGUCUGCAGGGACAAGCUUAGAGCACAGGGCUUCUCAGACUCGCAAAUAGUGACGGAGCCGUAUCUACACCUGCGCUACGCGGGUACCGAUUGCGCGUUGAUGGUGGCGCCCUCUGCCGGCGACUCGUCUACGGCUUGCAAACACGGGGAUUUCUAUGCGGCUUUUGUGGACAGAUACAAGAACGAGUUCGGCUUCACGCUGUCAGAGCGAGACGUGUUGGUGGAUGACAUCAGAGUGCGUGGAGUAGGCAUGAGUCAGGUGCCCGAUGCCGUGGCGCCGCCUAGCGGGAAAGGCACUAAACCGGUGGCGGAAAAGUCAGUGAAAGUAUACUUCGAAGGUGGAUACCAGGACACCCAGAUAUUCCUGCUGGAGAACCUUAAGCCUGAGCAGGAGAUACCAGGGCCUGCCAUCAUCAUGGACAGUCUGUCCACCAUACUUGUGGAGCCCAAUUGCCGAGCUGAAAUAACCAAAUACGGUGACAUUCGUAUAACCAUCGGGUCGGGUAAACCCAAGAAAGUGACGGCUGACCUGGACUCCAUACAGCUCAGCAUAUUCUCGCAUCGGUUCAUGUCCAUUGCUGAGCAGAUGGGCAGGGUUCUCCAACGGACUUCCAUAUCAGUCAACAUAAAGGAGCGCCUAGACUUCUCGUGUGCCUUGUUUGGGCCAGACGGCGGACUUGUCUCCAACGCGCCUCACAUUCCAGUGCACUUGGGUGCUAUGCAGGAGACUGUGCAAUAUCAGAUGAAGGUCCGCGGAGACUCCUUGAAGCCAGGAGACGUGUUGCUGGCCAACCAUCCGAAGGCUGGAGGCUCGCACCUGCCCGACUUGACCGUCAUAACUCCAGUAUUCUAUGGCUCGAACCCGCGUCCAGUAUUCUUCGUGGCGUCCCGCGGGCACCACGCAGACAUCGGCGGCCUGACGCCGGGCUCGAUGCCGCCGCACUCGGCCGCGCUGGCGCAAGAGGGCGCGGCCUUCCGCUCGCUCCUGCUCGUGGACGGGGGGCGGCUCAAUGAGGAGCAGCUGGUUGAAGGACUCAUGAAGCCAGGCAAGGAACCAGGCUGCUCUGGGACAAGAAAUCUGGCUGACAACCUUUCAGAUUUGAAGGCACAAGUAGCUGCUAACCAAAGGGGUAUCCAACUAGUGGGUGAAUUGAUAGACCAUUACGGUCUGGACGUGGUCCAAGCGUACAUGACUCAUAUACAGAAGAACGCUGAGCUUGCGGUCAGAGACAUGCUCAAGGAAAUAGCUAGGAACGCUCUCCAAAAGACCGGCUCCACCGUGCUGAAAGCAACCGAGUAUAUGGAUAAUGGUACCCCCAUAGUUCUCACCGUCACCCUUGAUGAGAAGCAAGGCAGUGCCGUCUGCGACUUCACUGGCACAGGGGUGGAAGUGUGGGGUAACUUGAAUGCCCCCCGAGCGAUCACCCUGUCUGCCCUCAUCUACUGUUUGCGGUGCAUGGUCGGGCAUGACGUGCCUCUUAACCAGGGCUGCCUGAACCCAGUAAAAGUUGUGAUCCCGAGCGGUUCCAUCCUGGACCCGUCAGACGGCGCGGCGGUGGUGGGAGGGAACGUCCUCACUUCCCAGAGGAUCGUGGAUGUGGUGCUGAAGGCUUUCCAGGUGUGCGCAGCGUCUCAAGGAUGCAUGAACAAUUUGACCCUCGGCGAAGAAAGCUGGGGUUACUACGAGACGGUCGCUGGUGGUAGCGGUGCUGGCCCCGGCUGGCACGGCGCAGGAGGCGUGCACACCCACAUGACCAACACUCGCAUCACGGACCUGGAGGUGGUAGAGCGAAGAUACCCUAUGCUACUGACCGCCUUCAGCCUGCGGCCGGGCUCGGGCGGCCGAGGUCGCUGGAAUGGAGGCGACGGUGUUAUCAGAGAGUUAGUGUUCCGUCGCACUGUGCAGCUCUCAGUAUUAACUGAGAGACGCGCCUUCCAACCUUAUGGGAUGAAUGGAGGGGAGCCGGGCGCACGAGGGCUCAACUUACUGCAGCGGGCCGACGGCCGACUUAUCAACUUGGGAGCAAAGAGUUCGGUCGUGGCGUACCCAGGAGAUAAAUACAUAAUGAAUUCCCCCGGAGGCGGUGGGUACGGGAGACCCGACGCCACUACCGGUGACGCACAAACUGACAAACAGUACAGCGAGUUCCUCGAGAGAGGCAGCGUUUACGAGUACAGGAGCGCGCAGGAGUCGGUAUAAGUUUUUUUUUAAAUCUACUAAGUUUUACUUUUAUGCCAAAUAUUUUUUUAACUUGUUAAGUACAUAAAAUAUUUUAUAGAUAUUAAAAUAGGGUAGAAAAACCCUUUAUCAAUAAGAACAUAAGAUUUUACAAAAUAUACAGGGUGUCCCAGAAUGGGUGAAUCAAACUGCUAGGGGAGGUAGCUCUACUAAUGUACUAUCCCUAAAAAUAUGAAAAAAAAAAUUGAGUUCGGAUUUUUGUUUUAAAUAAAAUGCUCUAAACUCUAAAUCUACUCAUUAUUUUCAAAAGUUUGUUUACAGAUAAACGAAGCGAUCAUGUACAGUCACGGAAUGAAAAGGUUCGUCAGUUUUCAAAUUGAUUCCUUCAACGAAUCGCGAGCACAUAUUACCUGUUGAAACUAUGUUACAGAAUAAUCUCGAGUUAGAGAAAAUAAUCUUUAACUGUUCGUCAGUAAAGUUCAAAAUUAUUCAGAUCAAAGUUGUUUGACGAUUUAUCUUGUCAAGAAGAUUAUUAUGAUUGAUAAACUAAAACCUUCUUGUUGGUUCAACCUGCCAUUAUUAUUUCUAUUAAAUAAAAAAAACUAUUGUCAAUUGGUCAAUGUCAUCAUUGCAUUGCACUGAUGGGAUAGAAAAUUAAACAAGCAAAACCUUAUUUGUUAGCAAACGUCAUAUUUAUUUAAAUGUUAGCAGCACUGUUUCUUGCACUGUUAUGUUGGCAGGUUUGACUCUUACAGUACCUACCUAGUGCAAGCGAAAACCGACACUAAGGUGACGAACCUUUUCAUUCUGCGACUGUACAUAAAAUAUUUUACAGAUAUAAAAUAGGGUAGAAAAGCCCUUUAUCAAUAAGUAGGUACCAUCGGCAACAGUUUUAAGUUUUAACUAUCCAUUGCCUGUCAUGUCGUCUCGUUCUAUCGCAAAGAUUCGCCAUUUGAUGAGAGCGAGAGCAAAAACGGAAAUGGAUAGUUAACAGUGUGGCCGUGUGUACAUAAAAUAUUUUACAAAAUAUAGAAUAGGGUAGUGAAACCCUUUAUGAAACAAAUUAAUAAAAAAAAACAUUUGUCUAUGGGUGCUAUAAUGUGUUUUUUUACCGUAUGUAAAAUGAAUAUGAUAAUUUAAUGAAAUCAGUGAAUUACAUAAUAAGAAAAACAAAUAAAAAUCAUUAUUGUUUGUUGAUAUUUAUAUUGGCUUAUAAUAAUUUAAGGCCAUAAUUGUUGAAUAUUUACAUUAUUUUAUUAUUAUUUUUAAUAACAAUUGCAUAACUUUGUGAUAAAUACAAUAAUAAUCAAUUUAUAAAAAUAUAAUUUUACAGUAUGAAAUAUAAGUAGGGUAAACCGUAUAGCUAUUGCCCACUUAAAGAUUUCAAACACAUGAAGAUAAAAAAUUAAAGAAAGUAUUUUAAUUAUCGACCAUUUAUGACUUUUUUCUUAUAACUCAAUAAACUGUUAAACAGAAUAUUAACAGUUUUUAGUUAAAACUUACGUAACUUAGAAAAUAUUGAAAUAAAGGACAUUGUCAGAAACCGCCUAAAAAACCGCCCAAAAACAUUAACCCAUCAUAAUUAUUUUCUAUUUUUUUUAAUACAUUAAGCACCCUUUCAUUCUAAUGGACACUUAAGCAUUGAAAAAUUAAAUAAAUAAGUCUUUUAACGUUUAUUCUAUAAUACUAUUACAACUUCCGGACGUUUUGGUGCGUGGCAUGGUCUAAAACCUAUCAAGUUCCAUAAUUUUUGCCGAUAAAAUCUGUACGAGGCAUUACCGUACUUUAUUGCUGGGAGUCCAUGUAUAGUGAUGUUCCUGCGGCCAUCAUAGACAAUAAAAUAUCGAUUUUGAAAAUAAAAUAAAUCGAUUAAACUGCUUUGAAGACUAGAGUUGCGUUAAAAGCUAAAAAGAUAUUGACAGUUUGACACUAUUACAAGAAGAUAUCUAAAGUGUCCAACUGGUCGAAGGUCGUAAAUAAAAUAAAAAUAAUUAGGACCAUAAACUGAUAUUCAUGGUAUCAUAACUGUAAAAGUGUCAGAAUCCGAUGUUGAAUCCAAUGCCAGUUGAAGUGUGAGAAACAUACCUAUAUAUUUUUUUUUAUGUGACAGGAGGCAAAUGAGCAGACGGAUCACCUGAUAUCAACCUAGUAUAGUUGCCAGUCUCUCAUAAUCUAUGCCAAUGAGGGUUUUCGCGAUUGAAAAAUCCGCCAGAUGGCAAUACGUAGACGUGAGGUCCAAAUGCUGCAUGAUUGGUUAUUUUUGACAUGACAUUGACAGAUAUCCACCAAUCAUGCAGCAUUUGGACCUCGCGUCUACGUAUUGCCAUCUCGCGGAUUUUUCAAUCGCGAAAACCCUCAUUCAUAGCACAUGUAUAAUAAUAGACCAAAUGAACUUUUAUAGAUUGUGAAAGAGAAGAUAAAGAUUUUAUUAUUUUAUUAAAAUCUUGCCACGAGGUAGUUUUUCAGUAGAAACCAGGAUUGGAUAAUCGCUACAGGCAAGUAUCAGAACAUUUUAUAAAUAUUUUUAAUCGAUUAUAUCCAUGUGAAUCGUUUUAAUAAAUUGUCAUUUUACUUUUUCAAUUAAAACUUUUUCAAUCCCUAGUCUUGUCAAACUGUCAUAAUGUCAACAAAUUAUAAAUGUCACGUCAGUUGACUCAAUUUCAGUCUUCUGUGCGUUUAUUGUAUUUUUAUUUCAAUGAAAUAGUGCUAAAGGGUUAGUACUAAAACUGAAAGCCUUUUUUCAGAAAGAAAACCAAUGUGGUGCCCUUAUUAUUCAUGCUGUUUGAAAGUUACAAGUCAGUGAUACAGAGUUGCCGACAUUAUAACUCCGUAGUGAUACCAUACCAAAGAAGAAGUUUUCCUAAACACUUGUGUUGUUUUUAUAUGUGAUCGAAUAAAAAGGAUUAAUUCUACUGCUCAAAUGGAAUAACUUAUCCCAAGAGACCGAAUAUAAAAAAACCUCUCCAUAGAAAUUAUCACCAUCACGAGGAUGUGAAUUUUUUUGAGAAUUUGAUAUUGGUCCUGUAAGAAAAGUAGUUGUAUUUCAGUAGUAGAAUCAACCCUUCUUGUUUCAUCAGCAAGAGUAACUAUAAAAACGCCCUGUAGGUAGGUAUUAUUAAGCUGAAGAGUUUGUUUAGUGUCAAAGACUGUCACACAGUGUAACUUAAAUUGGCAUAUUAUGAUAAUGAACAUAAAAACUUAAAUAAAUAUUUAUGUUAAUA